UGGAGAAACCAAAACCCUACAUAAAUUCAACUCUCCGACCAAUAAAAACGUAUCCCUGCCGUAAGAAAAAUAAAUAAAUAAAAAAGGAAAAGAAAAAGAAAGAGAAAAAGGAAACAACCAACAAGAAACGAAAUUUAUUUAGGGGUGCCUGGGUGGCUCAGUCGGUUAAGCAUCUGGCUUUGGCUCACUUCAUGGUCUCUGGGUUCAUGAGGUCCAGACCCCAUCGGGCUCUCUGCCUUCAGCACAGAGCCCCCUUGAGAUCCUCUGUCCCUCCCGCCCCGCUUGUGCUCGCUCUCAAAAUAAAUAAAAACAAAAGAAGUAAACUUCAUUUAUUCCCUCAGCGAGGGCUCAGGAAGAUCUUUCUAGAAAAACCGAGAGGCUGAGGGAAGGGAGAAAUGGCGGCGGGAAAUUACCCGCGUCCCAAAGGUCCCAACCCUUGAGGGAUAUGCAUGCUUGUAUAGAGAAAUCUAUAGUUAGAGGCAUAGCUGCUGUGCAGGAAUGCUUCAGGAUAGGCGGUUACAAUGAGACAAAGAAACAAAUAUUUGAAAAAGAAAAAUUGCAAGAAAAAAAAAGCAGGAGCUUUGUGCACUUUAAGCAGCCUUGAAUGCACUGUGCAGGUCUGUAGCCCUGCACCGAGAUGUAGCUUCGUCACUAAAAUUCUGGAGGCACCGGACUUUCCCAAGGGGCACGUGUGGUUUUAUUUGCAUAGUGCAUCCGAGCACCAGGCACGAUCAGCAACCCCAAGCCCCAGCUCCUGUUCCCGGGUACCCGGGAGUUUGGCGGGCUCUAACUUCAGCAUCUCGCUGAAAAAACUCAGAGUGUGCCACCUCAGAGCUGAUCACAUUCAUUUGAUGACUAUUCCCUGCUUUGUACCGGCUGCUAGGUCCAGAGGUUGGGGGGUGGGGGUGGGGCUGGCCCAAGAGAGAUUGUCCCAACAUUUCUGCCAGGUCUCCAGACCUAGGGUGAGGUCUGUCUCUCACCCUAUGGAAAUAGGCAAACACAAUGCAGCACAGCCCCUUGCUCGGGAGUGGGGGAGACAUGCCGCCAGUUUGGGGGACACGAGCUAAGCUACAACCGAAGCCGCCAGUUCUGGUUACCCAUAGUCCCCUCCGAUGCCUUAGAGCAAGUGCUCCCCACCCCAGCCCUCUUGGCAGGAGCACCCGCCCACUUGGUGCCCAAGCCCAGCCGCAUGCGCACCUCGGCGAGCCCAACCCCCACUAAAGGGUGGUAUAUAUAAAGCGCCUAGCCGGACGCUGAGUAGCUGAACUCGACGGCACGGCAGCGUAGCCACCGCUUCACGUGUGACCCAGCGAUCCAGCAGAUCCAGACGCAGAUCCACACAGGACGGCAGAGGGAUACUAUGGAUCCUUUCAACCAAUUCAAGCGCGAAGUCACGGGCUUCCCCAGCCUGGGAGUCGACGAGGACCGGGAAGAGCUGCGUGAAACCAAGCAAGUGGGGAUGUCGCCUACCAGAGACCAAGCGGCUGAGGAAGCAGGGUCAGAGUUCGCACCUCAGCAGCGGGCGGCAGGCAUACAAAUCAAGAAGGAAGGAGAUAGCCAUGGGGACGACAACCAUGGUGACGGUGACGGCGAGGAGGGGGCUGGCGAUGUGGGCGCUGGAUAUCCGUGGCCCGCGGGUCGCGAAACCCGCGAUGAGAAGCCGGAGGAGCCGAAGCCGGAGGAGCCAAGGCCAGAGGGACAGUUGCCCCCGGCCGUGGCUCCGGGUCCCGCUCGGGGAGGGAGGUGGACGGUGGGUCGCCUCAUCAAGUUCACCCCCCAGCAGAUGCGCCAGCUGGAGAGCUUGUUCCAGAGCACCCACUGUCCCAGCCCCACCACGCGCCAGGAACUUUCGAGAUUCAUGAAUGUGCCUGUAGCCAGAGUGCAGGUUUGGUUUAAGAAUAGGAGGGCCAAGUUGAGAAGACAGCGGAGGGCACUGAGGCUCAGAAACAUGCCCCCCAUGGCCACGGUCCCUCCUCCCAUCAUUAACAUGGGUCAACCCUACCGUAGCAUCUUCAUUCAGCAGCUGAAUUUUGUGUGGAUUUUUCAGGAGCCAAUGAUGCCUGGGCCACCUCGCCCGCCCAGGCCACCCUUUCCUCCUAUGUUCCUGCUUCCUCAACCUUGGUCCUGUCUAGGUUUCCCUCCCUAUGUCUGCCCUCCACCCUUCCUUCCCUAUGGCUACUUUCCACCUUUCCCUCCCUAUGGCCGCCCUCCACUUUUCCUUCCCUUCGGCUGCCCUCUACCUUUCCCUCGCUAUGGCUGUCCUCCUAUGGCCCAUCCUGGUGCGGUACCACCCAUAGCUCUUCUUUAAUUCUUUUCCCAAAGAAUGGGAUCUGUGGAAGUUUUUUUUCCGAGGUGUUUUUGAGCCAGAUUCAAGUUUCUGUAUCUGUCGCCAUAAAGAAUAGUUCAUUCAAUGUGUGCUGAAUGUAUUAAAGAGAAGUCAAAUUCACUGACCCUCUAUUUUAGGGCACUUUUUACAUUUUCAA
Acinonyx jubatus (cheetah) is the source of this 2483-nucleotide messenger RNA. Its product is annotated as rhox homeobox family member 2B-like. Gene Ontology annotation, biological process: regulation of transcription by RNA polymerase II. Lineage: Eukaryota; Metazoa; Chordata; Mammalia; Carnivora; Felidae. Gene Ontology annotation, molecular function: DNA-binding transcription factor activity, RNA polymerase II-specific; RNA polymerase II transcription regulatory region sequence-specific DNA binding. The coding region runs from base 1361 to 2308 and encodes 315 amino acids. The record is from RefSeq and is a predicted model, not a curated record. The transcript has 4 exons.